Messenger RNA from Pistacia vera, 1006 nucleotides. Its product is annotated as 50S ribosomal protein L7/L12-like. Gene Ontology annotation, molecular function: structural constituent of ribosome. NCBI's taxonomy places the organism in Eukaryota, Viridiplantae, Streptophyta, Magnoliopsida, Sapindales, Anacardiaceae. Gene Ontology annotation, biological process: translation. Gene Ontology annotation, cellular component: ribosome. The transcript has a single exon. The coding region runs from base 19 to 537 and encodes 172 amino acids. The record is from RefSeq and is a predicted model, not a curated record.
CUCUCUCCUUCCUCAAAAAUGUCCUCAGUAACCACGAAAAUUCCCUACAAGUCCCUCACCAGAUUCAUGACCACUCUAAAACUAACCCAACCAAUUACCCUUUCUCGUUCUUUAUCUACCACCACCGAAACCCGAACCCAGAAGCUCGAACGUAUCGCCGACGAACUUCUGGACCUCACAAAGCUUGAACGAUAUGACUACUCAAUCUUGUUCCGUCACAAAAUGGGUCUCAACCGUUACGGUCCAGCUCUUUCCGGGCCUAGCUCGGCCGGAGCGGCAGCCGCUGGAUCCGGCCCACCGGAGGCCAAGGCCGCCGCGGAGAAGACGGUGUUUGAUGUAAAACUUGAGAAGUUCGAUGCAUCUGCUAAAAUCAAGAUUAUAAAAGAGGUGAGAACGUUCACAGAUUUGGGUUUAAAAGAAGCUAAAGAUAUGGUGGAGAAAGUGCCUGUUGUUGUCAAGAAAGGAGCCACCAAAGAAGAGGCCGAUUCGAUCGCUCAGAAACUCAAAGAGCUGGGCGCUACUGUGGUAUUGGAAUGAAUUGUUUAUUUUUGGUUGAAUGUGAUUUUUGGUUUUGAUGUAGAAUAAUCAUUGAUCAUCUUAAUGAUACCCAAAAAAAAAAAAAAAGAAAGAAAAGUGGAAAAUUACUUCUCUUUGGAAAUGGAAUUUGUUGCUGACGUUUUUGUUGGUUUAGAGUAGUAGCUGAAUUUUGGUGUUUAUUUAUUUGAUUAACGUGCUUUUAGAGUCGUUUAGUGUCAAGACAAAUGAAAAUUUGGGAGGAGUUUCGAGGUUGAGUUUUAUUAAAUGGGUACUAAGUUCCAUUGGUAGCUAAAUUUGGGUUAGUAUGUGAUUAAUGUGCUCAGUAAUUACCUUUUGAAGUGGUUUCUUAAUGAACACUUAAAGAGGAGAUAGUGGCUUCUUUUAGUUUCAAAUGAACACUUAAGGAGAAGUUUGGCGUAUAUAAUUAUUGCUGGGGUUUUGUUUUUCAGUUGAAAGCUCUGUUUCUGGA